AUGGGUGAACUAGAAACGAGUAGAGGCCUAAAUCAAGAACUUGGUCUUAUUAAAGCCGGUGAUACUCGUUGGAGAUCUCAUUACAAAUCGUUUGGAAACUUUAUCAGUAACUUUGCCUCUAUUGUUGAUGUACUUGAUAGUCUUGUUGAGAAUGCAAGUCCUUUGGAUAAAAAAUCUAGUGCAUCGGGAUUUCUCAGAAGUUGUCAAACGUCUGAGAUUGUUUUUUUGUUACAGUUGAUGACUGAUAUAUUAGGAAUCAUAAAUGAUCUUAAUGCAUCAUUACAAAAAAAGGAGCAAGAUAUUGUAAAAGCCAUGAUUCUUGUAAGGAUAGCAAAGAGAAGUGAAGUGACAAAUGAUUUGCUUAAUGGAGUUGCUUGCUUGAAUCCAGAAGAUUCAUUUUCUAGUUUUGCUAUAAAAAAGAUAGUUAGAAUAGCUGAAUUUUAUCCAGAUGACUUCGAUGAAUUCAAAAUGAGAGCUCUUGAGAAUCAACUUGCCAAUUACAUUAUUGAUGUUCCUGAUAUUGAUAAAAGAUGCUCUAAUUUGGGUGGACUUGGGGAACUUUCUAGAAAGUUAGUUGAGACAAAAAAGCAUUUAAACUAUUCUCUUGUAUUCCUUUUAGUAAAGUUUGCUUUGAUUCUACCUAUUGCCACUGCAUCAGUUGAAAGAACUUUUUCAGCAAUGAAGUACAUCAAGAAUGACUUGCGGAAUCGAAUGGACGAUGAAUUCUUAGAUGGUUGCAUAGUGCCUUAUGGAGAAAAAAGUAUUUAA
This is a messenger RNA of Capsicum annuum, 768 nucleotides long. RefSeq lists its product as uncharacterized. The record is from RefSeq and is a predicted model, not a curated record. The coding region runs from base 1 to 768 and encodes 255 amino acids. The transcript is spliced from 2 exons. NCBI's taxonomy places the organism in Eukaryota, Viridiplantae, Streptophyta, Magnoliopsida, Solanales, Solanaceae. Gene Ontology annotation, molecular function: protein dimerization activity.